Molecule: messenger RNA, 8019 nt
Organism: Humulus lupulus (European hop)
Lineage: Eukaryota; Viridiplantae; Streptophyta; Magnoliopsida; Rosales; Cannabaceae
Exons: 2
Coding region: 698-2347 (549 amino acids)
Source: RefSeq, a predicted model, not a curated record
AACAAAAAAAAAUGUCCUUAAGUUUAUAGUUGGUGUUUUCCCAAAAAUGGCUCAUGAUGACGUGGUAGGAAUUUCUUACACGUGACUGGCACGUGGUAGUUUUCAGCGAAGGGAUCCUGUUCGACCAUCGACCCGAUAAUCAUUGAUUCUUCAAGUCUCGCGAUUGGGUGCAACCAGUCUGGUCGCAGAUUUUCAUUUACUUCUUUUGGAAUACGCAAUCUUGUAAUAAUUACAUUUAUUAUGUUUCCUUUUAUUACUUUGAUACGCUGAUCUUAAUAGUAAUUAAGGCCCAUAGGCCCAAGUAACCCCCUUGAGCCUAUAAAUGAGAAGAAGAGGGCUUAAGGAAGGAACUUUUGAAUUUUGAAUUUUUUAUCUUUGUAUUCAGAGAGAAAAGCAUAGUGUGAUUAUCCACCGGAAUUGUAAUCCUCCCAAGGCUUGUGAAACUCAAGAACCCUAGUUCUUUGAUCACAUUAUUGGAAUUCAAUAUCAAUAAGAACACUAAGUGGACGUAGGUCAUUACCAUCCAAUUGGGGACGAACCACUAUAAAUUGCUUGUGUCAUUUGUUUAACAUUUGAUUCUCUUCUUGAUUUCUUUUUGUUCUUUGUUGUUUAUCUGUCUCUGUGUCAUUGGCCAAAUCAAGGGUCAACAUUUUGGUGCUCUCGUUGAGAGAUUAAUCAAGAACUUCAAGAAGAUCAAAUGGCAAAGACAUCCAAGAGAGCUGGACAGACUUCUGGCACUGCAUCCACUCAGCCUCCUCCUCCAAAUGUGGCUGAAAAUGAACCACACUUGGAUUUUGAGGAGGAAGAAAUGGACUCUGAAACGUUGAGGACAACACUAAGUGUGUUGCAAGACGAGUUGGCCAAUCUGAGGGCCAAUCAAGAGAAUGCAGCAGAGACCUUGGUGCUACAACAGAGGGAGAUCGAGUGUCAGCGUCAGGAAUUGAAUGAGCGGAAGGCAUACAUGGAUCAUCGGCAGAGAGAUGCCACAGCCGCUUUAGAAGCAGCCAUUCAGUUGGCUCAGGGACAAGUUGCGCUGGCUUCUCAACCGGAUCAGCCACCAAAUGCGCCACCGCAACGGGCCCCAAAUCCGAGUCCUCCGCUUCAGCCAGCAAGCCCUCAAAGACUAGAGCAACUGCCUGCUGUUCAACAGGACAUCCCAAUUCAGGAUCCUGAGCAGCAGCCACCUUCUCAAGCUGGUCGAGGCAAUCCUCAACACCAGAGGCAGAAUAGGGCCGGGAAGCCUCCCCAAAGCCCUAGACGCCCAAUGGUCGAUGAGCCAAAUCCACUGAGCAGGGGGCAACGUCCUUCUACUAACAGAAGGCACAACGAGUCAGGCUCUACGGUCAGGGGCCCCCCACGACAUAAUAAUGCACGGGGACCCAUCGACCAACGCAGGCCUCCCUCUAACGCUUGGGAGAUGCCAGCUAGAGGAGGAAACAGCGUGACCAAUCGGUCGCGCUAUAGUCGGUCGCAGUAUAGAGACGGCCAUGACUAUCAUGAGGUUGACUCUGGUAGGAGAAAUGCUGGUCGGGGGCAUGAAGGAAGAGCUGGAGAUAGGAACCCCCCACCAAGAGAAAACAGCCCUAUGAGCCAGAAUGUUGGGGGGCAGCCUAGACAACAUAACAUCUUUGAUCAGAUGGGCGCUAGCGAGCAGAGGCGCAGAGAUGAUGAUCUGAGGGACGUGCUCAACGACAGGCGCGAGAGGCACGAUGAGUACGCUCCUCCGGCAUCUGUCGCCCCAGCGAUCCCAGAUGUUGUACAGGCCCAAAUUGAUGCACUGAAUCAGGCUGUCCAGCAGCUAGUGGGGAGCCGGACAUCCCACAUUGAGUAUGAUCAAAGGAGAGGCACUCCGUUUGUACAAAGGAUUGAUGUUGCAGAAACCCCCAACAAGUUCAAGAUGCCAGUGUUGCUGAACUUCGAUGGGUAUGGGGACCCUAUAUCUCAUGUAAACAAGUUUGAGAUACAGAUGGAUAUGCAGAAGGUGUCGGACGAUGGCCACUGCAAGAUCUUCCCCGCCACCCUAUCUGACACUGCGCAGGAAUGGUUCUUUAAGUUCCCUCCUGCUAGUAUAGUAUCAUGGGAAAUGUUCGUGAAGGGAUUUUACGGAAAAUUCAACGCUGGUUGCGUACACCCCACUGAGGCCAACCAGUUGGUCAAGAUACGACAGAAGGAGGGAGAGCCCUUAAAAGACUACGUCCAGUGUUUCAUGCGAGCAACUGCUAGAGCUAAAACAUUGGGAGAUGAGGGAAACAUGAUGGCCCUAACUGCUGGAGUGAGGCGCCAUUCUCCCCUCUGGAAUAGCCUAAGGAAGAAUGGGGUAAAAAGUACCCAGGAGUUUCUUGAUUGAGAUGAUCGGUACAUCAAGCUCGAGGACACAAUUUCCAACGAGGGAAAGUCGUUUGCGAAGGACAAGGGACCAAAGGAAGAUCUCGCCAACGGGUUGGAUAAACCCAAUGGCAAUGGGAACGGACAUGGUAAAAAUGGUGGAAAAGGGGCGAACAAUGAGCCAUCAACGUCUGAAAACAAGUGCCUGAAAGGCAAUAGGUAUGAGCCAUGAUUCACCAAUUAUGCGGCUCUUGUCGAGAGUAGAGCAGAGGUCUACCAGGCGACCAACUCUAGUGUCCCUUAUAAGCGACGAACACCUAUAAGGAAGGAUAUCUCCAAGAGAGAUACAACAAAAUUUUGUCAUUUUCACAAUGACUACGGACACGAUACUAAUGAGUGUAACCAGUUGAAGGACUAGAUUGAGUUCCUUAUCAGACAGGGACACCUAAGGAGGUACGUGUUAGGAAUAAUAGUUUUGCCUCAAUGGAAAUGGUAAGAAAAUACAACUCUAGACAAAAUAUUACAAAUAAAUAUUGAUUGAUUAAAUAAAGUGUUACAACUCUAUAACUGAAAAUACAAAUAAACAAAAGAAAAAUAGAAGAAGAAAAAGGAGAAAUACAACUCUAUGCAAAAUAAUACAAAUAAAGUAAAGUGUUUGAGACAAAAGAAAGGAAGAUUACAACUCAAAACAAGAAAUACAAAUAAACAAAAGAGAUGAAUAUGAAGAUGAAGAGAAGUAGAAUAAAAAGAAAGAACAAGGAAACAAAAUAGAAACAACUCUCACUCACACUACCAAAGUGAAGAGUGUUGGGGAUCACCAACUUGAACAAGGUUUGAAACCUUUGUCCAAAAGCUUAUUUCCCCGUAACUCAAGCACUAAGGGAUCUCUCACAGAUUUUGGAAAUGCUUUCUGGAAUAAUCAAGCCUCAAGGUGUUUCUAAACAAGUGCUCUAAUGGAAAGAAAUGUUGUAUCUUACAAGUGAGCAUUAGACUCCUAUCAUUACAACAAUUUUGACUAUAUGUAACAGCAAAAAAAUUACAUAAAUGAAGAAGCAUUAUUAAUGAGCAAAUGAAAAAAAAAAACACGGAGACAAGUCCUAUAUUUUUAGGCACCAAGUGAAAAAGAAACAAGGGCCAUAUGAAAAUUUGGUCUAAUCCUAGAAGAAAAGAAAAAAAAGGGAACAACCACAGAAAUUUCUCUAAUCCCUCAUCUGCUCUCAUUGAAUCCCUAAACCCUAAACUACCCAAACCAGCUCCCUAAAUUAGUGUUGCCCCCUCUUCCUCUCUCUCUCACUUAGUUUCCUCAGCCCUCUCUCUCUCAUGCGAGUCGCUGAAACACACCAUGACCGUGCCAGCUUCCCCGUCAUUCUUUCUCUCUGAAACACACUCGAACCUCUGUUUUUCUGUGAGCCUAGAGAGAGCGAGAGAGGGAGUCGCACACAGAGAUGGCGGGUCAGAUUGUUAAAGCUAGAAGGGAGAAGCUGGAGGCAUGCAUGACGUGUCCUCUUUGUAAUAAGCUCUUGAGCGAAGCUACUACCAUCUUUCUCUGCCUCCACAUGUGUAUGUUCCUUCUCUCGACUCUUUCUCUCGUCAAUUCUUCUUUUCUCUCAAGUUUUUCGAUGAUUUUUGUGAUCUGGGUUUGCUUUAUUUUUGCAUUUUGUGUGUCUAGGUUCUUCAUGUUAUUGUGAUUUUUUUGAUCUGGGUUUUUAGCUAUUAUGGAAUUCAUUUCCAAUUUCUCGUCGAAUCGUUGUGUUUCAAUUCCGUACGUGUAAUUUUUCUUCUUUGCGUUUUGAGUUGCCUGUUUUCUGUAUUGGUGUGUGAUUGCUCUAAUAUGGAAAUUUUAAUGAGGCGAAUGAGUCUUAAUUGUUGUUCAUGUACUUAUUAGUGAUAGUAUUUUUGAAUCCGAAUUAUUCAUUAGUGUUAACCGAGGUUUUCAGUUUCUAUAUUAAUAAAUAUUAUUAUAGGGUAAUAAUAAUAGAAGUAGAAGAUUAACACGGGGUUUUUACGUGGCUGGGGCGUUAAUGAGCCUUAAUCCACGAAUCUGUAGUAUUAGAGCUUGGAAAACCUUUUACAAUGGAGUUUCUCUCUGUAUUUUGACAGAGUAACUGUAUCUUAGUUGAAGAGAGAUCCUUUUUUCCAGUGUUCUAUAGCCUGUAUUUAUAGGCUUAUGGGAACACUAGGUCUGGGCCGGGUAUGACCCGGGCCCAUCAGAGAUACGGAUAUUCUUGGCCUUUCUAGUGGAAGCCCAAUAUAAAAGAUACAACCUACAUGAAUUCCAGACCAGCUAAGGCCCAAUAAGUUGACUCGAGCUAUAUCUCACCCGAAAAAAUGGUGCUUUUGGUCUGGACACUUCGAGUUACGAGGCAGAUUCAGGAGACAAGACCAGUCAGAGUACUUGGUAGCGCAGACCUGAAACAACGGCGUGCAAUCCUGAGGUGGCCUUUUCCGUAGGUGAAAAGUGGGGACAACGCCCACGCGGAGUGGGGCGGCUUCAGGGUUCUGGACGCUUGGCCCCUCCAACCGGGGACGACGUGAUCCAGGUUCAUUUACCUUUGUCCCUCUUCAUUUCCCACAGGUCCGGACCGUACCAGGGGCCGGGACCAGGACGCGCAUGUCGUGGGGGGUUCGAACGGUCUGCACAUCUCCCGGAUGACUGUCCCAGAUGACGGGACCCGGAUGACCAUGCCGGACCCCCCCUAAUGGGCCCAUAAAUGCGCCCCGGGCCCGUACCCCCCCUCUUGGACACUCCCGUACCAAGAGGCCUUGGGUCGGUCCCACAUGAUGAACAGCCCCUGACCAUGGGCCCGGAUGAAUGUCCCGGGUCCAUGCAGGACACGGAGAUAACAUUUACCCCCCAAGCCUUCGCCUAGGCCUGCCAGGAGUAGGUUUGCAUCGUCCCCAGGACGCUCCCACGGUUGCCUUCCCAGUUCCUGCUUGGGAUCGUGGGUCCGUGACAGCGGGCUGUGGUAUUGGCCGUAUGCCUAACCCGGACCGCUUACCAAUGUCCGGGGACGUUUACCUUUGUCCCGCUUCGUGGCAAGGGUACACGUGUUACCAGGCGAUUGCUGCACAGGUCUUGAAAGGUCGCCUAGCCCUCCCAAGGGUCGCUAGGCCUAGGCUAGUGUGUCAGCAUACGUCACGAAGCGUCCCAUCCGCAUGGGGGUCCAUCAUUAAUAUCCUUGGGAUGAGGUGGACCGUAGGAUGGGGCGACCUUUGGCAUCCGCCCCUCCUGGGCCGAUAGAUCCGAGAUGGCGAGGAUCCAGUCUGAGGGGGCUCAUAAAUAUCCCUGCGCGACUCCCGACCGUCCGAUGGGGAGACACCUGUCCGUUGGAUCUGAGGCCAGGAUUUGGGGCCAAUAUAAAUAUCCCACGAAAGCCAAUUUGGCAUUUUUACACUCUCGAACCAGUUUAAGAACCGAUAAGCUCUGCUCGAGCCUUGCAUGUCCGACAUCGCCAACGGCAUACACCAUCUUCUGCUGACUCUGCGCUGCCGCUUGUUCCCCAGAACCCCAACUUCUGCCCUUCUACUUGAAAACGCGUCUUGGGCCUGUCCUGUCGACGAACUGCUAAACCGGCUACACCAUUUCAAGAACGAAGUUCUGCCAUCCUUAUAGUCGGACAACCACCACCUUCUACGUCCAAAAACUCACAGUAAGUCCCCUUGACCCUCUUGACGACUAUAUGAACUUAUGAUGUUCUUUUAAUUCGUGCGUUUAGGCUUUGUACUUAGGAGUUGUUAGGAAGGUCGCCUGGUUCGGGUUGCUCUGUAUCCAGAUGCUUCCCGGAUAGAGGGCAAGUCUUAGUAGUUUCUUCUUUCCCGAUCAGGGUCCCGGGGCUCUUCGGUGUCCCGGACCUGAUCCGAAGGGGCUCCAAGCAGUCCUUAGGAGACCCCCCGUACCUUGACCGACUUUCUUGGGUUUAGGUACUGACUGCUUGGCUUUCUUUCUUUGUUCCCAGAUCAUCAGCUAUGGCAACGGGCGUUACGCUCCAUUAUGAAGAAGAGGUCAAUAAGGCCCCUGUCGUCGUUCCUGGAUCCCAGACGCCCAAGGGCAAUAGGUGGGAAAUGGACGUGACGCCCAACCUGUUUCGGAAUUACCGGAUGAUGCUGCUCCUGGAGCAGCGUCUGGGCAUCGAAUCAACUCCUGGACUCUUUCACAACCGCAUGGCCAGGAUCGAGGAGCGGGCGCAUACGUCCGUGGAAGGAUUCGGGGCCUGGAGCGCCGGUCACAUCAGCGCGGGAGCUACGCUCCUGCUUCAUGACUAUUUCGUGCGGUUCUUGAUGUAUGUGGGAAUCACACCGUUCCAGCUUUUGCCUCAAGCGUACCGGCUACUCGCUGGGUGGGGGGUGUUUUGCAUCGCGAAGGAGGUCGCAGAGCCUACCCUUGCGAAGAUCCUGUACUUCUACAAGCUGGAGCCACAGGUCAACGUUAAGGACAAGGCCCUGGACGGCUUUUAUAGGCUGAAGCCGCGGAGUGGCUAUCCCGCUCCUACCAGUUCCUAGAGGCAUCCCCCGGACGUCAGGCAUUACUAGUUCCUGACGUCCGGGUUCCUUGUGGACAAGAACCCCACACUGCUGCUGGACUUCCAGCGAGUGGGUCAGCCAGCCGCCGAAGCGGGCUUCCGCCCUAAACUUGGACAGGACACGGCCCCCAUAGCGGCUGACCUGCUAGACCAGGUGGGGAACACCAUGUCCAACCUCCAGCUCAAGAGGUACGCCACGAUAGCCAACCCGGAUGUACUGUUCAUCUCCCAGGCUCUCCGCCACCAGGCCACCGCGGUAACUUUUACUUGUAUUCUUAUACUCCUUCCCUUACUUGUUGAUGAGGAUUUUAUUUUCUAACUUUUCUUUGCUCCAAGUUGACCUGUUGUCCCAUCGGAGUGUCGAUCUAGUGGCCGAGCUGGCCAUGAAGAUGGAGACGGCCAAGUUGGAGCUGGAGGCGGCCGUGAAUCAAAGGGAGGCCGCCAAGGAGGCCCUUGGCCGGGAGAUGGCCCGUGCCAAGACGGAGCGCGAGGAGCUCGACCGCGCCAAGGCCGGAUAGGAAGAGGAGUUAUCCUGGAAAUCAAAGGAGGCCGAUGAGCGGGCAACACUCUUGGAGGCGGGCGCGGCCCAGUCCGUCCUGGAUAAGGAGGAGAUCCAAGCCUUGAAGGUCCGGGUCUGCGAACUGGGCGACUCCCUCCUUGGGGAGAAGGCGGCGCACGAAAUAUCCCGCCGCGAAAAGGAGGAGGCCGAGGGCUUGCUGGAUGUCACUUUUGAUGAGGCCAUUUACAUGGCCUGGUGCAAGGACAAGAGCAUGAACCUCCUUGUCUCCCCUGAUCCGGAGUCGAAGCGGGCCGAGUUCGAGGCCAAGGAGAAGGAGGACGCGGACCUCCGGGCGGACGAGUUGUAGGCCCGAAUCCCGGCCUUGUCCCCUUUUCUUUUUAUAUUUUAUUAGUACUUUUGGCUUGUAAUUAAGUUCCAAACACUGCUUCCUUCUUUGGUUUUUAUAUAGGCUUCCUUUCGUUAUUUCGAGUAGAAAUUUCAUUUUGUUGCCGCGAUUAAUUGAUUGUGAGGGUUUAGUUCCGGUUCCAAUGGCCUGGACUAGACCCAACGACUUAACUCACCGAGUUUUUAAUUCUGGCACCAAGUCCAGGGCCGUCAGGGCUUAGUUUAACUUGGAGAUUUGUUCUCCUUUUAUCAGCUUUAGGCCAUGGCUUU